GCUAGUAGUCUAUAGUCACAGCAAAAUGACCAGCACAGCAAUAAACUUCAACCAGGUCGCUUACCUUCUAAUUACGGGAGCAUCACGCGGCAUCGGGCAGAGGAUGGCAAUCGAAACGUCACGCAAGUUCAAGCCGGGUUCCAUAGUUGUACUGUUGGCACGUUCGGCCUCCGGAUUAGAAUCUACCAGAGCAGAAAUCUUGGAGUGCAAUCCUCACAUUAAUGUAGUCACCAGCUCAGUCGAUUUGAGUAACGCAUCUAAGCAGUUACUGGAAGACAUAAUCGAUAAAUCGCUCUCCAAAACACCAGUCGGAAGCUUUGAAUUGGCUGCAAUUAUUCAUAACGUUGGAACAAUUGGAAACGUGGAACGUAAAGCAGUUGAUAUGAGCGAUCGUCAGGAGUGGGAGGAAUACUUUGCCACUAAUCUGUUCACGGUGGGAGUAUUAAACAGUUGCUUUUUACAAAAAUUCCGAGAAUGUGCAAAAAAGUUGGUGGUAAAUGUUACUUCCAAAGCCUGCCUUGUUCCGUUUAAGAGUAUGGGAUUUUACUGUGCUGGAAAAGCGGCCCGCGAAAUGUACUUCAAGGUACUAGCAGAUGAGGAGAAUGACUUGGUUGUAUUAAACUACUCUCCCGGUCCUGUGGAUACCGAUAUGACGGUAGAUAUUCAAGGUCGCUCGAAUGCUGAAGAAAUUCGAAACUACUUCAAAGGUCUACGCGAAACAACAACAAUUCUUACGACUCAUCAAACAACGGAGAAGUUUAUAAGCAUUCUCGAGGCCGGUCGCUUCAGUUCUGGGGAUCACGUUGAUUAUUACGAUUGAAACAUUCCACUUUUUACUUGUUAUUCUACACUUUGCUAUGUUUUUUUGUGGUUGUAAAUCUCACUUAUGUAAUCAAUAAAUGUGCAUUAUUAAAACUGAAA
This is a messenger RNA of Wyeomyia smithii (pitcher-plant mosquito), 921 nucleotides long. RefSeq names its product sepiapterin reductase (gene Sptr). The record is from RefSeq and is a predicted model, not a curated record. Gene Ontology annotation, molecular function: sepiapterin reductase (NADP+) activity. The coding region runs from base 26 to 820 and encodes 264 amino acids. The transcript is spliced from 2 exons. NCBI's taxonomy places the organism in Eukaryota, Metazoa, Arthropoda, Insecta, Diptera, Culicidae. Gene Ontology annotation, biological process: tetrahydrobiopterin biosynthetic process.